AAUAAUUGACUUAGCUCCUUGCUCUAAAAGUCCAAAGAGGAUCGGGCCAACUGUGCCCCCAAAGCCUUAUAAAAAGAAACCAGAUUAUCCUGAGGUUUAAUGUGCAUCCAUACUAAGCUAUAUUGGGUUUCCAAGAAAGUAAUUUCAGUUUUCACAAAUAUAUAUCGGUAGACUUAUUUUAAAUGAUUCGGCCAAUGUUAUACGGGUGUGUUCUGAACUCUGAUCUUAUCGAAAUCAAACAAAUCCAAUUCAAACUGUCAAAGAUCAUCUGUUUUGUUGGUGCAUUUAUUGUUUACAUUUGGAUUAGCUUGGGGGCAUUGAAUUUAUACGAGAAUUUUCACAUUUAACUGUUGAUUAAGGCAAAUUUAAUAAAAAAAAUUUGAAAAUAGCAAUCGAAACCAGAGAGCAAAAUAUAAUGGAAGAAAUAAAAAGGAAUAUAUCGCAUACCUAAGUAUCGAUGUCAAGGUCGCGAUGAAUAUCUGCGUUACGUAUGUACCAAGGUGCAUUAGUUAAGGUCCUACGUAUUUAUGAAAAUAAUGUUUCAAUUCAAUUGAGCAAUGCUUUCUUUGACCAAUUCUAUAUGGAAAUGAAUGCGUUUGCAAACGAUGUUUUCGGCUAUGAACAAAUGUUGGAAUCGAAUGAAAAAGGAAAGAAACGCGAAAUGAUAAAAAAAAUUCUUGGAAAAUUUAAAAUGAAUGGUGCUUCAUUGGAAAAAUUCAAAGAAGUACACCACACAACAACUCAUUCCAACUCUGAUUUUGAAAUCCUGUUGGAAUUGGUGAUCGAUAAUUUUGUCACUAUAAUGGUCAAUGGAAAUUUGCGUGUAUCAGACCCUGCAUAUUAUUUACCAUAUCAACUUUUUAUGGAACAUAUGGACCAAAUGAACACAAAAAAAUAAUUUAGUUUUGUUUUGAUUUUUUGGCAUUUUGGUUUUCAGUUAAUACAAUAAAAACAAUACUGUUUU
This is a messenger RNA of Anastrepha ludens (Mexican fruit fly), 964 nucleotides long. RefSeq lists its product as uncharacterized. The coding region runs from base 491 to 898 and encodes 135 amino acids. NCBI's taxonomy places the organism in Eukaryota, Metazoa, Arthropoda, Insecta, Diptera, Tephritidae. The transcript has 3 exons. The record is from RefSeq and is a predicted model, not a curated record.